Molecule: messenger RNA, 1620 nt
Organism: Triticum aestivum (bread wheat)
Lineage: Eukaryota; Viridiplantae; Streptophyta; Magnoliopsida; Poales; Poaceae
Product: auxin-responsive protein SAUR36-like
Exons: 1
Coding region: 645-1109 (154 amino acids)
Biological process (GO): response to auxin
Source: RefSeq, a predicted model, not a curated record
UUCUGUGGAUGAAGAGGUGGUGUUUGGAGGGCACUUAGCAAUGGAUUUUAUAGCUCAAGGGUAAAGCAAGGUGAAGUGUGUGAUGGUUGGGCAGGCGACAAUGCCAUGUUCAUUGGUACAUGUGGUGCUGUGGUUUGGUGGCCAUGAUGUGAUCCAGAUCAGGUUCUGUUGGGGCCAAGUGUUUGGCACUUGCGGAGCUUGGCCUGGACGCCCCGCCUGCACAGCCAUGGUGAUCGGUUUGCUAGGAAAAUGGCACGAGCACGAGGACCCCAUGGGGUUCUCUAGCCAGAAGCACAUUUCAGACAUGGGUGGUGCUUGGAAAUCUCAUCAAAAUCAUUCCAUCACAUUUGCUGUCUGCAGCUAAUUGCAACCACACUGCACAUGGAGCACUCAUGGCAUUGUCCCCAGGCCCAGCCGAACGCUCUCACUGAUAGCAAAUGUGAUCCAACUCUCUCGCUGAUAGCUACACGCAACCUACACACAUAUGCACUGCCCUGAUCCCUCUCUUCCUUCUAUAUAUCCAUGGCUUGCUCAGCACAAACUUCAUCUCAUCUGUAAACAACAUCACACUCUACAACACACUUUCAGACUUUCGGAACCAAGCGGCAUUUGUUUAGCCGGCUAGGAACACAUCAGACUCAACCAUGAUCCAUCCAAAGAAGCUUGCUCAGCUGGCCAAGAAGUGCCAGCGGAUGUUGGCAGCCGGGACCGGUGCUCGCCACCGGCAGCAUGCCUCAGACAUGGUCGAUGAUGAUUGCUGCAGCACAGCGUCAUCUGUGGUUGCCGAUGAGGGCCACUGCAUGGUGUACAGCACCGACGGAGCACGGUUUGAGGUCCCUCUGGCGUACCUCGGGACGACGGUCUUCGCCAAGCUCCUGAGGAUGUCUGAGGAGGAGUUUGGGUUCGCAAGCGGCAGCGAUGGAGGCAGGAUCACGCUGCCCUGUGACACCAUGGUGAUGGAGUACGUCUUGUGCCUUAUCAGGAGAGAGACCUCUGAGGAGGUUGAGAGGGCAUUCUUGAGCUCUAUUGCUGAGCAUUGCCACAACUACAGUGCUAGUUGUGUGGCGCCAUCGAUGGGACUCAGCCAUCAAUUUGCUCUUUGUACUUAGCUACUAGCUUAUCUUGUGAUUUUUUUUGUUAGAACCUGAAGAUCUCUGUACAGUCUGAUGUAAGAUCCUACUAUCAUGAGAAAUGAUACAAAAGAUACUAUUUUACUGAGAGAAAUUUGGCUAUUUGACACAUACUUUGGCCUUAGCUGCAGUUCGUCGUAUAGAGUACUGAAGACAGUAGAAAGAAACCAUGGGCUGGAAGUUUGUCGGUAUGAUAUGCGGGGGAAGGAAGCAGGAGAGGGUGUGCCUGACCAGAAGGUGGCAGAACGCGGUGAUGGCGCAGUGAAGGGAAUGCGGAUGGGAGGAUUGGAUGAACGAUCAGCAUACUGCUGUCCCUACCUCUACCUAGAACGGUCGGAUUUGAAUCACGUGUCCCAGAUGGAGGUGGGUUGAGCUGGUUAUAGAUUCUUGAGGUAGGAACUGCAGUCUGUUGCCUGAAAGAUGAACGCUUCCACCGCUGCUGAGGAAGCAUGCGCUUCUGGGUACCAUUUCCCUUGUGCCGGAGACUAGC